Oncorhynchus nerka (sockeye salmon) is the source of this 4540-nucleotide messenger RNA. Its product is annotated as SH2 domain-containing protein 3C-like. The transcript is spliced from 14 exons. The coding region runs from base 194 to 3352 and encodes 1052 amino acids. Gene Ontology annotation, biological process: positive regulation of peptidyl-serine phosphorylation; small GTPase-mediated signal transduction. The record is from RefSeq and is a predicted model, not a curated record. Gene Ontology annotation, molecular function: guanyl-nucleotide exchange factor activity; phosphotyrosine residue binding. Lineage: Eukaryota; Metazoa; Chordata; Actinopteri; Salmoniformes; Salmonidae.
UCUAAUGCAUCUCUGCAUCUGCCCCGUGGAGCGGAACUGAACUGUGUCGGCUAGAGGAGAGGUUGGUUCCAGCUCUAGAUCUCCAGUCAGUAGCUAUCUUCCCCCCCAGCCAGUCAGUAGCUGUCUCCCCCUCUCUCCCCCCCAGCCAGUCAGCCUGAAGUUGGACAUCAUCCCACCACCCCACAUCCACAACAUGAGCGGAAAACGGAAACUGAGUUUCAAGUGGUUUGGGAGUCUCUCCAACCUAUCCUUUCGGCGUGGAUCAUCGUCAGAUAAAUCUCCCUCCAAGUCUGACGGGGGCAGAGCUCUGGAUGUGGUAUCCUCCCCCGACGCCGCGGAGACGUCUGUUGACGACAUGGAUAUGACUCGUCCGCGCACCUCCAGCUACGCCCGCUCCAGCGACAACUACACCCACAUGGGCACCUUGCCCCGCCUCCUCCUCAGGAAGAGAGACAAGAGUGGGAAUUCUGUGAAAGGAGGAACCAAGAAGGGGGCGGGGCUGGGCAGGAGUCAGAGCCAGCGGCCGGGAGGGGACCAUGUCUGUAGCUCUCCCCUUCUCACAGCUCUAUCUAGCAAGCCUGGCUCCAGACAGGACGAGCCUCGCUCACCUCUAUCCAGCCAGGCUGGUCCUGGUCCAAAGACCCAACAGGCCCAGGGGCUGCCUCCCAUCCCCAGAGGGGGAUCACUCAGUAGAAGUAAACACAAAGACCCACACGCUCACUGUGAGGAAGGAAAACCACAGACAAGUCAGCUAAUGUCAGCUCAGGCUGUGGGGUCUGCUUCCUCCUCUACCGCCUCGUCACUUGUCUGUGAUGACGUCCCUGAAGGAAACACAGUCACCACUGAUCAGGGUGUUCCAUCUCCAGAUACAGCAUCAACUGGUGGGGCCAGAAGGAAUCUUUCUUCUGUUCCUGGUCAGUCAGUUUCCAUGUCCUCACAGAGCCAGGUGAACAUUCAGACAGAAGAGCCAUCUCCAACCCCUAAGGUUCCUAAGAAAUCCCUGCCUGGGACCCAGGUCACCCAGCAUUGUGAGGAGGGCUUCCCCAGGGACAGCGCUGAUAACCUAGGGACAGACAGUAACUCCAGCUCCCUGCCUGAGAUGGCCUCCUGUGGUUCUAGUGGAAGACACCUUCAGAGGGAAACUCAUCCUGGUGAACCUGUGAACAGCCACAUGGACCCAACAGACAGCCAGGGUGAAUAUGUCAAGUUCUCCAAGGAGAGGUACCUGCUGGAGUCUGCACCAGAGAAACUACACACGGAGCUGGAGGAGGAGCUGAAACUCUGCAGCAGCGAUAUCAGGAGCCAUGGCUGGUACCAUGGACACAUCCCACGAGAGGUGUCGGAGACGGUGGUGCUGCGAAACGGUGACUUCCUGAUCCGUGAUUCGCUGAUAAACGUGGGCGACUAUGUCCUGACGACCAGGUGGAACUAUGAGGUUCUGCACUUCAAGAUCACCAAGGUCCUGGUCAGGUCCAGCACUGAGUCUAAGGUCCAGUACCUGUUAGAGAAAGACAGUUUCGACUCCAUACCUGAGCUGAUGAGGUACUACGUGGCCGGACGGCGACCUGUCUCCCAGCCCAGCGGAGCCCUGAUCUACUGUCCAAUCAUACGCACCCUCCCCUUGCGUUACCUGGAAGCAACGUUUGCCUUAGCCAAUAGCAGACAUGGCCUAGCCCACUCACCAUCCAGUCAGAAAGGAGCGUACAUCAAGAGGCGGAGCGUGACCAUGAACGACGGAUUGACCACGGACAAGCUGAUACCUCACAGUGACGUGGAGUCCAUCAGUCCAGUGGAACCACCAGUUCCCCCAGUCCCAGUACCAGUCCAAGUACCUGCAUCAAUACCAGUAGCAGUACCAGUUGUUCCAAAGCCAGAAGUGGAGGCUGCUGUCGUGGGGUGCAGGUGCUCCUCUACUAUUCACAAAGACGCCAUGAGGAACUGUGCUCUGAGUAUGGACCUCAUCCAGGAGUAUCGCCGUCCUCCUUUAGGGGAGACACCUCUCUCCCCAGCCUACAGCCACAUCCACAGACACAGAACCCAGUCAGGGGUUAGAGUUCUGGCCGUGGUGCCCCCCUCUCCAGUCCUGAGACACUCCAGCGACCCCCAGCUCAGCCCAGGCUCCAACAACAACCUACCAGACAUGCUAGCAGCCAGCUCCCACUCCACCCCGGGCCCCUGCUCCUACGAAACCCCAGCAGAUGGCUCCGAGACGGGGGGCAGCUACUGCGACUUACGGCCCACACCGGCCCUCUGUCCUAAGGCUCCCUGUGCCGCCGGCAUGCACCCCACACCUCCCACUAAGAGCUACGUGGAGAGGCUGCGUGUGGAGGAGGGCCAUGGGCCUACCCCAGGGAGGGAGAAUGGGGCUGGAGAAGAGGUGUUCAUCGCCCCCCUAGUGGAGACAGCCUCCUCCUUCAGACCAGGGAAGUACCUCUCGCCACUGAUGCCCCAGGAGAACAAGCCCUUAGAGAUGAGCAUUCUGAAGAGGGUUAAAGAGCUUCUGGCGGAGGUGGACGUUAGGACAGCUGCUAAACACAUCACCAUGGCUGACUGCACGGUUGCUAGGAUACUGGGUGUUACCGAGGAGAUGCAGAGGAUGAUGGGAGUGGGCUCGGGACUGGAGUUGUUGACUCUUCCUCAUGGACACCAGCUGAGACUGGACCUACUGGAGCGGUUCUAUACUAUGUCUAUAAUGACAGCUGUGGACCUGCUGGGCUGUACCGGCAGUAAAGAGGAGAGGGCUGCUCUGCUCCAUAAGACCAUCCAGCUGGCUGCUGAACUCAAGAGCAACCUGGGGAACAUGUUUGGCUUCGCCGCUGUGAUGAGAGCACUGGAGCUACCACAGAUCUCUCGUCUGGAGCACACGUGGAUGACGUUACGUCAGAGACACACAGAGGGGGCCAUCCUCUAUGAGAAGAAGCUCAAGCCGUUCAUGAAGAACAUGAACGAUGGCAAAGAGAGCACUAUGCUGUCCAACACCUCCUUCCCUCAUGUGGUUCCUCUGCUGUCUCUGCUGGAGAGGAGUGUGAUCGUGGGGGAGGGGCCAGGGGCGGGGAUGGAAUCCUGGGAGAAAGUGGAGGCGGGGGUUGACGUGGUGAUGUCACACCUGGAGGCGGCCCGGACCAUCGCACACCAUGGGGGGCUGUAUCGCACCAACGCUGAGACCAAACUACAGGGCUUCCAGGAGAGGGAGGAGGUUCUGGAGAUCUUCCGGACAGAGUUCCAGAUGAGGUUGCUAUGGGGAAGUCGGGGGUCGGAGGGCAGCCAAUCAGAGCGCUAUGAGAAGUUUGACAAAGUUCUGACCGCUCUGUCUCACAAGCUGGAACCUCUUGUACGCCACAGUGAACUAUAGCACCCAUCUCACCGAACACCCCUAUACACAGCAUUCACAGUGGUAUCGCCCGUCUCCCCACACUGCUGCUGGAUGAUUCCAAUGUGAGGGGAGGAAGCAGCUAACAGAGACAAGAGAAUAGACUGAGAGAAGACGAGGGUACGCUAGGAGAGAAGGAGCGUCUCGCUGUAUAUCCCCAUAAAAGUCAUAAAGGGCUUUUUCAGAGCUCUUAAACUGCGUGGGAUGUUACAUAUUCUGCCUAUCUUCGAAGUACAGAUAAUUGUAUGGUGUGCGCUUAGGGUCAAACAACACAGGGGAGGGAGUAUAAGGAAGACAAAGCUCUGGUUUGUCUAAAACCUCCCUCACUAGUACUGUCACACUCUGUAGUAUCACCAACUUAAAGAGACAGUAAUAUUUAAAACAAUGUUUGUGCUCUUCAGGACACCUGUAUAAAAUAUAUACAACUAUCUAUCUCUAUGACCUGUGUCACCAGACCUCAGCUUCAGACUGAGAGGUAGUGUGUUCUGAAAUCUGUUGUUCUUGUAUAGACUCUCUGCAUGUCUGCCAUUCAUUCCAUAUUCCAUCACGUCCCCUGCUGAUGACACCUGCAGUGUGCUCAUACAGCUGGUCUCUUAUCUAUCUGUUUUGAACAAGUCAUAAUAUAUGUUAUGUUUCCAAAUCACAUCAGCUGUCUGAGGCGUACUGUGCUCUGCCUAAAAGCAUUUUCUCUCUGUGGACUUUGUUUGUGUGCUGUUCAGUGGCAGUUGUCUUACAUGAGAGCUCUUCUGAGAAGCAUUCACCCUCCCUCUUCUUUUCUCCGCUUCUGGCAUGUCAUAAAUGUUUCUCAAAUCAAAACAAAAUCAAAUUGUAUUGGUCACAUGCACAUAUUGGGCAGAUGUUAUUGCGGGUGUAGUGAAAUUCUUCUGACAUGUCAUUAAUGUUUCUGGCAUGUCAUUAAUGUCAUGUCAUUAAUGUUUCUGGCAUGUCAAUAAUGUUUCUGGCAUGUCCUUAAUGUUUCUGGCAUGUCAUUAAUGUUUCUGGCAUGUCAUUAAUGUUUCUGGCAUGUCAAUCAUGUUUCUGGCAUGUCAUUAAUGUUUCUGGCAUGUCAAUAAUGUUUCUGGCAUGUCAAUAAUGUUUUUGGCAUGUCAAUAAUGUUUCUGGCAUGUCAUUAAUGUUUCUGGCAUGUCAAUAAUGUUUCUGGCAUGUCAA